UGCUUUUCUUUCGUGCUCGACGUUUAUCGAGAUUUUCGGUUGUUGACAAGUCGCUGAGUCUUGACUUGAGCUCGUUGCAACUGUAGUCAGUCCAUUCAGUCUCACCAUAUUGUCUAACAAAUCUGAUUGUUGCAAGCACAUCCUUCAUCAUAUCCCAGGUACCGCUUUUCUCCUACUACUUACCGCUUUUAAGCCCUGUUCACACAUACUCAAGUUUCACCUUUUGUUGCGUUGACAGGCAAACAGCGGAUGGCCUUUGUCUGGUCCAAAGGCUAGAUUUUGAACUCACUGCAGGAACCCAGUGAUCUUUACUCCUUUUCAACGCCUUGACGCACGCCGUCCCAUUCAUUUAUUUCGGACUCUCAUUUACAUUAACAUGUCACACACAAUCCCCCAAGUCCGCAGACGUACGAAGCUCAGGUCGUCCGGAUUAAGACCAGAUUCUAAUGUCGUUCGCGCGUCGGUUUUCGAGACUGCCCUUGAGCUUGGGAUCCACAAUUCCACUGUCGCGAAUUGGAUAUUCAAUAGUCCCCUGCCUGAGGAGGUAGAAGAAUUGGAGGAUAUCCCUCCUGAAACGGAGGCAGAGGAGAUCUUGACUCCUGCCCUCACUUUUGGCUCGCAUACUGCGAGUGAUGAUUCCUCAACGACGUCCUCCCCGCAAAACAACGUUGCAUCCGCAAGGCAGAAUCACAUGCACAAGCCGAGCGUGUUCGAACCUCCCCACGUGCACUUCGAUGAUUUCGCUUCCGCGCAGCUGAUGCUAUCAUUGCCUCCGCUGAGCACGCCAGUAAACGAGAGGGAGAGGGCCGAAAGCAUGUCCAAUUUGUCUGGGAAGCCGUCAAAUGAUGUGGGACACCAAUCGAGUGAGGACAUUGCACGUCAGACCGAUCGCAAAUGUGCCACGCCGAGUUCUGCCAAGUCUGAAGCGGGCUACGUGAGCGAUGGUCAAUAUCUUUCUGACAGCGUUGGUUUCAAAAAGUCUGGCAAACUGAAAGGAAAAGGCAAGAAAGGCAAGCUGCCAGCCUUGGACUUACGACCCGGAUUUGAUGAAGCGCCUGGUUAUUCUUCGGAUGGAGGUUAUCUCUCUGCGUCAUCAAGCAAGUCGCAAGGGAAGCCUAGUAAGGGCAAAUCUCGGGCAAUGGCUUUCUUUCGGAGGAAGCCAAAGAAGCAGCGAGCUAGUGAUGAAGAUGAUGAUAACUACAUACCACCAGUCCCCGCGAUGCCUCCAAUGGCGGUUCCUUCGAGUCCAAGACCUUUAAAGCAUCUUGUCGCAACACCUUCAUCCCCAACGCGAUCUGGCUUCACUCCUCUGACGCUGAACUUUAGGACCUCAACUCGAGCGUCAAGUCCUGUCUUGCACUCAAGAAAGGACCGCGCCAGUCCCCCAGUUGCUCGAGUAGCGACGCCUCCCUCCAUUGUCACUCCUCCUCGACCAUCCGAGCAGACAAUAAAUUCUAUGCCGUCGCCGUCGCCUUCGCCUGUACCUCCGUCUACGCUUCCUGUCGCUCUUCCGUCUAUGCUGAUAUCUCACGCACCAACUUCCAGUGCAGCCCUUAGUACGGUAUUACCCCCUACCUCACAGGCUCCUGCAACUCCAAUCCGUUCACCCCCAAGCCCCUCUCCCCGGCAUAUCGCCAUUCGACCUGCGGCUCCUCCACCUACGCAGCCAUUACCACAGCCGCCUCCGUCUCCCAUACCAUCCACGCCAUCCACGCCGUCACGAAAGGCCCCUGGGCCACCACCCACGCAAGCACUGCCUCCGGUACCAGCGCGUCCGCUCCCCGUGCCACCAUCUACGCCGACGACGCCCUCGCGGAGACUGCCACCUUUCCGGCCGGUUGCAGUACCUGGCCCUACAGCUCCAUUAGUUCCUCGCCGUCAUCCACAAGCUCAGCCGCGCGUUCUAUUUUCCCCUCGUCCACAGCCGUCACAUAGCGCAUCUGAUUCAGUUGUCCCGCAAUACACGCAUGACAAUGGCGAGGCAUCACCGAGGAGGUACCAGAGCCACAGCGCUGUUCCCAGUGACGACAACUCUGAGAUCCACCCUCCCAAGUAUGGUGGUAUGGUACGGAAACAGCAUUCGGAGACGUCACCACCACCAUUUCUCCAGCGGCGCAUGCAUGGAAUGCAGGGAUCCCCGCGGCAUCCACCCCCAGAUUCACCUCUCCCACAGGUUCCGAAUGCGCGCUCUAUGCAUGCUCCAGCGUUCCCCUCGAAAUUCCAUGAACACUUUUCGUCCGUAUCGUCAAUGGGAUACACUUCGCCUGCUCUGCGCAGUACGAGUGGGUCUGGCUCCUCGUCUGACCCGUCUGUUCGCUCCAUACGCUCCUCUAACGCCCCGUCAGUAUCUACUUCUGAAAGUCACGGGCACUCGAGUCGCCAUUCGGGAGGCAUCGUAGAUAUGAGCCCAGAAACAAGAUCUUCUUCACGGUCAGGGUCCAGCCACGGGAAGCAGAUCACGGCCAGUAUCGCUUACUCACGGUCACAUUCGUCCAUGCUCGAUACCCGGAGCGACGUUAGUACCAGCGUCUACGACGAGCGUUCGAGCACGUACAACGAGGAGGGGGGAAAUGAUGCAAAGGGCGCACAGGCUGACGACGAGGGUGACGAUGAUGCAUCGUUCUAUCCCUCAGAUGAGCAGACGGCUGGUAGGCGUACGAUGUACCUGGUCGAAAAUGGCCGGGGUAUGGAUGAGGAUGGAGAUGUGUUCCCGCCUGCAUUACCGCCCCCGGUAGGAAGAUACUUUUAACUAACGAUGGGAUAUAAGUUACCAUUCGCUUUAAUUUAUCUGCUGUUUAUAGCUUUUUUUUGUGGUCGCUCUUUCGCUUGUUUUCUUUUUUCUUUUGAUGGUUUGCUUUUUUUUUUGGUAAUUUUAGUGGCACGAGACUCGAGACGUAUGGUACAUUGGUGAUAUUGGUACUAGCGGCUGCUCGAUGUAGCUGUGGUACUAGUAGAUACGAUCUUGAUGUUAUGGUAAUAGCUUAAUGGCUUGAAUCCAGUCUAGCACUACUAGGACCAUCCCAGAAAGUCUGGC
Messenger RNA from Suillus subaureus, 3034 nucleotides. RefSeq lists its product as uncharacterized. The record is from RefSeq and is a predicted model, not a curated record. Bases 377 to 2749 code for a protein of 790 amino acids. NCBI's taxonomy places the organism in Eukaryota, Fungi, Basidiomycota, Agaricomycetes, Boletales, Suillaceae. The transcript is spliced from 2 exons.